CUCAAAUACUGGAUAUUUCAUUAACUUACAGAUUCAAAUUUUAGAAGACAUUCUCUGAAAACUGUAUAGGCUUUUGCAGUUAGAGGUUGAAAUUCAAACCUGCACUAAGUUAUUAGGCAGUGAAUUUGUGAGUAGAAAUGGCACUUGAGUAGCAAUGUAAGUUGUUUAAGGAUAUCCUGUUCUUGAUAUUCAGGUAAAUAUCAAUUUACCUGCUUAAGGUAGUACUUAGAAAAAAAAAAGAUACCCAGUUCUGUAAUACGCUUUAGUUUUCUCAACAGCUACAGCUGUAGCAGCUGCAUUACUGUGCAGUGAUCCCUUCACAGAAUAUCUGAAACAGAAAAAAGGUGCUUAAGAGGAAGCAAAGCUAACAAACAAAAAUGAUGUACUGCCUGUGAAGUAAAGAUGAAAAUAAAAUUGUCAUAUUAGAAAUCUUACUGCUACUCAACCUUGCAGCACAUUUCCACAUAAAAACAAGUGUGUUUAAAAAAUGGUAAUACAACACUGCUGUGCUCUUAGAUUUGUGCAUUUGCAGUGACUUCACACAAGUGAGCUUGAGAUAUAGGUGAUAAGUAUUAUCUUUUACCUUAAAAAAGUAUUUCAGCAAUUCAGUAACGGUUGUUCUCACAACUCUCUCAAAACUGAGGUGCUCUGCUAUACUAAUUUCCCCCCCUCUUCUUAUCAGCUGUUUACUGCUGAUAUUUCUAAGCUCAUGCACAAGACAUUGAAGAGACUGUACCUCACAUAAAAAUGUUGAAAGGCUUCAGGAUCUUCUUUGCCUUUAUUGCCUUCUUUUGUUGUGAGAAAUAAAGCAUGACUACCAUCCAGGAAGUGAUUUUUCCUUCCAUUUUCCUGACAAACUCGCCAAAUUCCUGAGAAACACAAACUUGUUUCUGAAGUUGUUGAUGCUGAUAUGAGCAGAAGGGAGGACAUUUUUUUUUUAGCCGUGCGAAGCUACCUGGUAUUUGAAAUGCUGAAGAGGAAAUUACGGUUUUGCCAUAAUUUGCGCUUCAGGCUUUUCUUGGGUCUAACUCUUAUUUUAGUAAUCAUUUCAGUUUUGAAAGUUAACCAGAAAGAAGACUUCUUAAAUCAGAGACAUCUAGAGCUAACAAAAGAAGAUCCUAUUAGCAAUGUUAACUGCACCAAGAUUAUUGAGGGGGAUAUAGAAGAAAUACAAAAGGUAAAGCUUGAGACAUUGUCAGUGUCAUUUAAGAAACGCCCCAGGCUAACAACAAAUGAUUAUAUUAACAUGACGGCAGACUGUGCCUCCUUCACCAAGACUAGGAAAUACAUUAUGGAACCUCUCAGCAAUGAAGAAGCAGAAUUUCCGAUUGCUUACUCAAUAGUGGUUUAUCACAAAAUUGAGAUGCUUGAUAGACUUCUAAGAUCAAUCUAUGCUCCACAGAAUUUUUACUGCAUUCAUGUAGACAAAAAAUCUCCAGAAUCUUUUUUCACUGCUGUGAAGGGAAUAGUCUCAUGUUUUGAUAAUGUCUUUAUUUCAAGCCAGUUAGAGAGUGUGGUAUAUGCUUCAUGGAGCAGGGUGCAGGCAGACAUUAACUGCAUGAAAGAUCUCUACAGUAGAAGUUCAAACUGGAAAUACCUAAUAAAUCUAUGUGGUAUGGACUUUCCUAUAAAAACCAACCAGGAAAUAGUAGAGAAAUUAAAAGCCCUUAAAGGUGAAAACAGCUUGGAAACAGAAAAAAUGCCUGUUUAUAAAGAAGUAAGGUGGAAAAAACACCAUGAGAUUAUUGAUGGUAAAAUAAAGAACACAGGCACAGACAAACAACUACCACCUCUGAGUACUCCAAUUUUUUCUGGUAGUGCCUAUUUUAUAGUUAGCAGAAGAUUUGUCGAAUAUGUUUUAGAAAGCAGCAAAAUACUUAAGUUCAUUGAGUGGGCAAAAGAUACUUACAGCCCAGAUGAGUACCUGUGGGCAACAAUUCAGAGAAUCCCUGAUGUCCCAGGUGCAGUUUCUUCUAGUGACAAGUAUGAUGUUUCUGACAUGAAUGCACUGGCCAGGUUUGUCAAGUGGCAGUACUUUGAAGGUGAUGUGUCCAAAGGUGCACCGUACCCACCAUGCAGCGGAGUUCACAUUCGCUCUGUCUGUGUUUUUGGGGUAGGAGACUUGAACUGGAUGCUACGAAACCACCACUUCUUUGCUAAUAAGUUUGACACUGAUGUUGACCCUUUUGCAGUGAAAUGUUUGGAAGAAUAUUUGCGACACAAGGCUUUGUAUAUGCAAAAGAAGUGAAAUACUGUAUGCUCCUGUUACAAAACAUAGGUACAAAUACUAUACUGCUAAGUACUUUGACACGUAACAGCAAUGGUGGUGAUGCUGAUGAUGGGUAUAAUAAACCAUGUUGGUGUAGUGGUGCUGAUGCUGUCCCUGCCUUGUCCAUGGACAAGGGGAAGAAAAGACAUGUCUGAAGUGAAUAUGGGGAUCCCUGGUAUUGCACACUGAGGCUCAGAGCUUUAGGUACAAAAUCACAACAGCAACUUUUGGAAGGCCAACUGUUUGGAAUAUUUAUUUUCUAGAAGGUGUAAUUAAUGGAUUUCCUUUGGCUAAACCGUUUGUUUUAGGGCUUGGAAAAUGCGUGUUAUUCAUGGUUAUUCAUUUUUUUUUUCCCAUGAAUGCAAUGCUAGCUGGAAGAGAAAGAUGAAGGGUUGGGGGGAAAUGCAGCUGGACUGCACAGACUUUGUUCUGAGUACUGAAAGACUCAGGAAUAUAACAUUAGAAAUUAUCUGAAAACUAUGCAAAAGGGGAUAUGCAAAGCCAGCUGUCAUAAUUUAAGUCUGCUUGCUGCAGUUCUGUUACAUGUAAUUCUUAGUCCUCUUGAAAAUUUUGUCUUUAGCAUGGAGUAUUAAGGAAUUGCAUUUAAAUUUUUGUAGCCAAAUCUUGCUUUUGUACUCUCAAAGAUAUUGUGAUAUAAAGUGUAUACACUAGUUUGCAAUUACAUCUUCUCAGGGAAAUUUCAGUUUUAUGCCUGAUGAGAUUUAGACUUGUAAUUUUACACUUCUUAGUGUACUGGGAGUCUUGCUUUUGGAUUCAAAAUGACUCAAAUUUCUCAAAAACUUAACUGCAGUAGUGUCUAAAUGUCACUGAUGGAACUGCUGGUUUCUGCUUUGUGUCAAGCUCAACUUGCAUUCCAGAUUAUUUUAACACUGAGUACAGAAAAAUAAAGUUAUUUUUCUAAACGAUGUUGCCUCUUCCCACCAUAGAAGAACCUCUAAAAGCACCACCAAAAAAUCCUAAUGAUGAAGACUUAAAAUGUUUUUACUGUAAGUUUCCAUACAGUUGAAGCUGCAGCUGAGGUAAGUCCUACCUUACCUCCAUAUUACUAUUCAUUCAUGUGUCUGUGCUUGUUUAGGUUUAGCCGGUGUAUUUAUUUGCAUCUUGUUGUGAAAGGGAAAGGAAGACAUCAGGAUGAUUUUUGUUCCAGUUAUAGGUCCCUGCUUAGUUUAGCUGCCGCAGUGUGGCACAGAAGUGUGGGGGUGAAAUAACAGGAUAUUGUGAGGGAUGAUAUUAUUUCUUUCUAUAUCAAUUCUGGUUUGUCAUGCAUAGUUACUGCCAGGUGUCUCAUCUUACUCUUGAGAUGACAGUGGAAUUCAUUUGAGGCAAAAUAGAUUAAAAUUUUUGUUUUGUGAACUGUUGCUGUAAUGGUAUCGUGUUUCUUACAAAGGUGGUUUGUCGUGUUUCUCCUAAGGUGUGCCUCAAUACUUUAACAUAAUGAACUGCUUAUUGUUCAUCAUGCAAACAGCUAGGGAGGCAAGCAAUUUAAUCCAAAGUAGAGCCUAUUCUUGCCAACCCCUGCCUUCAAAACCACCUGAAAGCUGUUUAGGGAGACUUCAGAGAGUUUCACAUUAAGAGGUAAUUAAAGCCUCUUAGAGCUAAGAAAUGAGCUAAGGCAGUUGAGAAAAAUUCCCUGUCUUCCCCACCCUUUGGCUUUUCUGCAAGAAUGUUCUUGUAGACAGUUAUGCUCUACCACCUUUGCACAAGCUACAAAAAGGCUUAACUUCACUGCAUAUAGUAUUGGGAAGUUGCAGGAAGUGAUGCUAUAUUUUUAGCAGAAAGGAAGUCGUUUGUUGUUAAGAAUUUGCACCUGAAGACAAGCUACAUGAAUAGCUUCUAUGAGACCAGAACUGCUGGUUCAAGUAGACUGAAAAAACUGAUGAUCUGUGUUCUGUGCAUGGGAUGGACUGCUGACUCAAUUGCUCAAAAUCUGCUAGACAGUUAGAGCAUCAGCCCCUUUACCUACCUAUUUCAGCCUGCUUUUACUCAUACAAUGAAUACUUGUCUGUAUCUCUGUCAUUAAUGAUACUGCUACUAUAAAUAGUGAACACUUGAUGUGAAGACUAGUGAAGUGCUUGACUACCUGCUUCAGUUGUUACUGUUUAGAUAGUCAAGAGAGAUCUUGUGUAGGCUCACUGUAUCUUCUGUACAGAAGGAAAAACAGGAGAAUAUUGCUGUUUAGUGUACAUUUUCCAUAAGAUGAGGAAUUUCUUUUUCUUCUGGGGAAAGUGAACUACAAAAAUCCCACCUUCUGAAAACUUAGAAAAGAGACACUUUGAUCUGUAGAAUUUAAAUGGUCUAGGAAGAUAUUUUCUCAAAAGAACUCUUAAUUUCUUCAGAAAGUACCAAAUGUGCCAAAGGAAAUUACUGGAUAAAUUAAGGGUAUUGUAACUACACAAGCAGGAAAACCGCCAUCACCAGCUAUAAUGGGUAAAGAAAGCAAUUCAACUUACAUUAGUGUUGUCCACACAAUCAGAUUCAUUACCCAGUGUGCAACAAGCUAAUAAUUACACACCUGAGAGAGACACGGAUUGUUUAUUCCAGAUGUCUGCAAGCCUGGGUGCUCAGUGGUGGUCCACAAAUCAAGCGUGACCCUCCAGACUUUUCAUGCCAUUAUUUAUACGCAGAAGUUCGGAGUUAGUAACUUUCCAAGUACAGUUCCUCUAUUAUGAUCUGUUAGUAAUUUCUAUACAAGUUACAUAACCCCUAUACAUGCUUAGGAGAGGGGGUCUUCACGGGGCAGGGGUCUUUUUGACCUGUAGGCACAAGUUUUAGUAUUAUAAUGAACAUAGUUCAGCUAUAGGAUACAUGGACCUUGAGUAUUUUGCCAAGUUAGCAAUGUAUACAUAGACAUACAUCAACAUCUUGAUUUACUACAUUCUUAAAACUUGUUAGUUCCUGGAUGUCCUUGAGUAAGGGUUGCUAACUGCUGCCUGUUCCAUUUCACAGAAUAUUCUGAGUUGGAAGGGACCUACAAGGAUCAUCAAGCCCAACUCCUAAGUGAAUGGCCCGUACAAGGAUCACACCCACAACCUUGGUGUUAUUAGCAGCAUUCUCUAACCACCUGAGCUAAUCUCAGGGUCCACGUUGAUUAGGUCUCCUUUCUUGCUGAUUAGGCGUGAAAGUUUAUGAGUAUCUUACAUCAAAGAACAUCCUGACUUAAGAUAAUCUUGACAUAUUCCACAUUUUGCAACAUUAAUUUUCACUGAAUCUACCAAGAAACUUAGCCAAAAUAAUCAUAAUAGAAUCAGGCAGCAAUAAAACUUGAAAUCUAGAUUAUAUCCCUUACUGAUAUCUGCAGUUUGUUUUGGUUUUUUUUAUAACUUGUCUCAGUUUUCUACUAGAUGCUUAGAAGACUGGAGUAAAAGUCUAAUACUGACGUGAGUGAACAUGAAAGAAAAAUGCUUCACUGAUACUGCAGCAAGAAGCUGAUCUUGAUGCUGUGCUGAAGACACUGGGCUCUUGUCAGGAAUAGCCAAAAAUUAAAAACUUAAUAAUUACAUCAACCCUUCGACCAUUAAUUCUGAAUACAGUAAUGCUCUAAUUCAAGAAAGCUGCUGGUUUACUCUGAUCACCUUCAGGUUCCAAAUCGGGAAAGAAGUGAACACAUAGACUUGUGGCAAAAUGGAUUGAAUUUGGAAGCUCGCUUGACAGAGGAUGGAGCACUAAAAAUUAAAACUCUUAUGGUGGGUUCAGCUAUGGUGCUGCCCAGGGCACUCUAGAGUACCUGCUUUUUCCAGUUCCUGCUGCAUGUACCCAGCUUACACCAGCUUUCACACAGUGAUCCUGUCAUCCUUUGGACAGCCAGGAAGCAAACUGUUUUGCAUUCUGCCUGCUGCUUAACCCUUUCUUUUCCUUUUUUUCCCCCGUUUUACUUUUUCUAUGUUUCUGUGUUUUCUGUUUCUGUGUUUUAAAGCUGGUUCAGUUUCUCAGUCCAGCUCACCACCAUUGCUGGGAAGCAGUGAUUAGCCACUGAAAUUGUUGAAGUACUAUGUAUGCUGUUCAAAAUCCCCUAACUUUUCAUUUAAUUUUCAAUAAAAGAUUUUCCAAAAAGAGCUCAGUGCUUUGAAGACACUGGCCUAGUUCAGCCCCUGCUUAACACAUAAGCAUUUUGAGUGGCAUUAAUAACAAAAAUUUGCUUGGUUUACUGAAAUUACUUGUGGUAACAUAGUAUCGUCUAUCACUAAGGGUCACAGGGCUGAAAGCCUUUUGGGGUCAAAGGCUAAUUUGAUCCCAGAACUUAAUACUUGUGCUUUCAUCUCCUUCCUGCCUGAGGUUUGGUUUGACAGGGAGCAUGUGUUUGGCUCUCACUCCUUGCUAUCUAGCACAAGAGAAAAUGACAGAAAAGCUACAAGAUGAAGACUGCAGUUAUAACUAAGGUCACUAGUCAGAUCACCAUUACUUGGUGCAUUUUCAAGUGGCCUCACAAAAAUUGACCUAGGUUAUAACUUGAGUGCAUUACAAGACAAAAAUGAAAGAAGAGGCCAUUUGCUUCAACAUACUUGUACUGUGCUGAUCAGAAUGAUAUAGUUACUAUUGCUAGCUCUGAAUGGCUGUGACAGUCUUUAAAAAUGUUAACGGUGGAUUUUUUUUAGUCACAGAAUAAAUAAAAUAUUGUAGUGAGUACCUCUUCAAUCAAUUAAAAUGUGGAAAAUUGUAUUACAUAAAAUGGCUUCCCAGUUCCAGUUCCUGUUCAUCCUUAGCUUAACACUUCAAUAAUCUAGAUAAGUUUCCGUAGUUUUCAAAUUCUCUUCUUUCCAAUAGAUCAUUUUAGGGCAUUUUAAUGCCCUAGACUACAGUGUGGUGAAUUAAUAGCAACCUGCUUUUGACAGACAAGGAGCCCUCCGUGUGCCUGAGCAGACAUAACAAGCACUACCCUUUAGGUUAAGUUCUUUAUUCCAAAUCAAGCCACUCAACUUUUUCCAGAUAUACUUACUCAGUUUUCAAGAACCUGCACUAAGUUAUUUUCCUCAUGUGUAUCCCAAAUACAUAGCCUGAGCUUUUCUGUUUCAUAACUGAAAUGAUUCAGUUUCUUACUCUUUGCAUACAAAUAACAGUUUGGGGGUUUUUAUUCUUUUUUUCCCCUUUAUUUUUCAUUUUUUUUCUUCUCUUUUUUUUUUCCUUUUUUCUUUUCUGGAUCAACCAGUAACCUCACACAGAUCCUUUGUAUUUGCAUUGUCUCCCUUAUUUGCCUUGCCUUAUGUUUCAGUGUCUUCAAACAGGGGAAUAUGUUGCUCAGUGCCCUCAUUUAAAUACUGUGUCUCUCAAAGUGAGUUUUGCUCUUGGAGUCUUAAACAUGGUUGCAUUCUUCUAGGAUCUGCCAGUAUUUGUUUUAGUUUGUCUGUCUUCUGUGCCUGUAAUGGAGCUUGGCAAGCAAACGAUGCAACCAAGUCCUUGAAGUAAACCAGCAUAUUUAAAAACUAUAUUCUUUUACUCAAAAAAACUUAACUUUUCUAAGAUUCCUCAAAAAAACCCUAAGUUGUGCAAAAGAUGAAAACAAAUUCCACUAAGCGGAACAUGUCAGGAUGGGCUUUAAGCAGAUGCCACUUGUUAAAAUCCAUGUCACAUACUGCAAAACAGGAUGCUGGAACUUUUUGUGACAGAUCUAGCUAUAUUUUUCAAAAAUAAUUUCCUUUGGAUUUAAGAAUCUAGGCCUACUGGGAGAUCUAGUCACAUACAGCUGAUGAUAAUUUAUCCUGUACCAUGAAAUCAUACCAAUCUUGCCUACCUUAAUAUUUAUUUUUUUUUUAUUUUUCAGGGACUUUACCCCCUCAUUAUCUCAUUUAAAUAAGCAGUAUUUAAGACAUCUUUUAGCAGAAAAUGUCUAGUUACUAAAAUCUUCACUAUCUUUAUUGAAAUAGUUUGUCUACAUCAAACACCUUUAUUUCUCUUCCUUUCAGCCAACUUGUCUUUGGUACUCAAGAGAAUAGGGAGCAGAAAUGGUCAGAAGGCUUCAAAGUGUAUUUUACCAACUGGUGUGUGAUAAGGACAGUGACAGUUGUCGCUUAGCAUGAACAGUUACGAGUGAGUCUUUAGUAUAUUUUGGCACCAGCUGUGUGAAUUGCAUUAGUGAUGCUGGAAACAGGGAUUUCCCAGUGUUAAUGUGAAAUCAGUUUAAAGUAGGAAACAUACUGGAAGAGUACACAUCACGUAUCUGUAGGUAAUGCUCAUAAUCCUGUUUAACCGCAGACUGUUGUUAAUUAAACAUGUUGCUUUCACCAGGCAAUUAAACCUUAAUUACCUUUUUGAACCACUACAUUAUUAGGAUGAUUUUGUAAUACCUCAUCUACAAGCAGGAGUUGAAAUGCUGUUGACCUUAACUUUGAUUUAGUCCCAGCCACCCUUUAUGCCUUUUCAAGUUCUGAAAAAAUCAGCAAACCUGUUUUUAACAACAUACCAAGCAGUGCUGUUGCAGGUACCUGUAUGGCAUGUCUUUGCCAAGCAUACAGAGCAAGGAUGUGCUCUUAUGAAUUAACAUACAACACACUUGUAAGCCUUGCAUCCUGACACAUACAAUUUUUGUUGCUACAGGGGCCCCCAGGAGCAGAGGGGAUUUGCUUUUCCGUUAGAGCAAACCCAGGUGAACCUACACUGGGGCAGUGAGACUAGCAGCAUUUAUUCUUUCCUUAGUGCCUUAUUUGCUCCAUAGCACUGAGCAGCUGUUGCUUGUGAGAUACAUAAAUCCUUAGCAACAAUCAGACAGCAAUGAAAAACUAAAUAUCCAGACUAUACAACUAUUUUAUAUCUUUAAGCACUUAUAAUACAAGGUAAAAUACAAGCACUACACAUACUCUUCCCUUCCUGUCUUCCUCUUCCCUCUCCCUUAAAUUUAAUUUGAAUAGCUGCCAUGCCAGGAAACUCAGCAAACAAAAUAUUUAACUGAGAUAAUGUCCCUGCUCCCUAGGGCAACAGACCUCUGAAGAGCACUUAUUCUUUUCAAAUGACCAAAACCAGAAGGGCUGAAGAGAAAGUUAACUGUGUUUUCACAGCAACUAGUCAAACCUUUUUGCCUUUGCUGCUUUUUAACUUUUUCUGCCUGCUUACAUAACUGAGCGCACAGUGAAGGAGGUCUAUUCCCCAGUAUCUCUAGUUUCAUAGGCUUUCUCCUUCCUUAGAAUACAAGAUUUCUCCCACCCUUGCCUCCUCGGUUCAUGGUCUUCUGCCUUCUUUUCUCUCCUCCUGCCAUGAAGAGAGGGGACAUCUGAAAGAAACACCAACAGACCUUGCCAAACAUUACUUCAGGUGGCCAAGGUAUAGGGAGAAGUGAAGUUUCAGUGAAACUACUUUCAGAUGGGUUUACAGAUCCUACUCAUGGCAAGGGUACUUCACUGGUGUUGUCCUGAAGGCUGUCUUCCCCCCAUUCCCAGCUUUCCACCCCAAGGUCCCAGCAAUAUCUAGACUGAAAAUAUGGUGUAAGUCUCCUCUACUAUGUACAUAAGCAGAAGAAUCCUUUGGUGGAUUAUCUGAAAAUCUUUCUAAAAUGAUGCAAUAAUUAUAUAUUCAGAUACACUUGGGGAAAAAAAAAGGUUUUCUUCAGCAACUGAAAUCUUUCUGGAUACUUCCUAGGACCUAGAGAAUGGAUUAGAUCUUGUAUGUAAUGGGUGACUUUGUUUCUCAACUUAGUAGCUAUUUUUAGCUUAUUUUUUUACUAAAUCCAACAUCUCAAAUGCUUUUAAGAAUAAUUGCUUAUGCGUAUCUGCCUUUCAUUUGUCAGAGAACAAUUAUUAAAAGAUCCGGGAUUUUCUUUUAAAUGAAAAUUCCUUAGCUGCCACUAUCAAGGUCAGUUGUCAUCAGGAUUCUUAAAAUAAAUACUCUGUGAAAGAGGAGUUGUUCCUAAAUGUCCCUGAUCUAUCCCACAUAAUCUCAGUAUUGUUCAGAUCUACAGUAUAGAGCUACAUACUACUAGGGUUUGGAAGUCACAUUGCUUUUACCUAUGAAUGUAUCAAAAUCUGCAGUCAAUAUAGAGUCCUUAUGCCCUUCUUGACCUUUGAAGGUUGAAUUUUUACUGAAGAGGUACUGAAAGCAGCCUGAAGAACACUCAUAAAGUAUUAAAUCUGCUAGACUGCAGCUCAGCUGUGUAAUCCAUGCACUUUAGUUGAUUUGCAUGAAACUAUGACAACAUGAAACUGUUUUCACCAACUAAGCAUCUUUCUAGCACUAAAAAUGUUCACAUGUAAAAAUUUUUUAAAUGAGAGGAAAAAUCUUCUACAAAGCUACCUUUCAGCAUCUUAAGAUGAAUAGACUAGAACAGUCUCUCAAGAAAUUAAAACUAUGUUAAGAGCAGAAAACACUGGAAAGUGACAAUUGUAGUGGAACAGAAUGACAAUCAAGAUAUCAAAAUACUUCACAUAGCUCUGUCAAAAAUGCUAUAGUCAUGAAUUGCUUUUUAGCCAGUGGAGGUUAAACAGCAUAUUUGGACCAGCUGUUUGAUGGAGGGCAGUGAUGUAGUGACUGAGUCUGAGGUACUUGAUGGCUUUCAGGUGAGCUGUCAACAUUCCCAUGGCCCUAAGACCAGUUGGUCUAUACCCAAGGGUGCUAUGGGAGCUGUCUGACAUCCUCAAAAGGUUGUUCUCCUUCAGUUCUGACAGGUUGUGGAGAUUGGAGAAGGCCCCAAAUGACCAAGGCAAAGCAAAUGUACCCAUCUUUAAGAAAGGGCAAAUGGAACAAUUGGAGGAACUACAGGCUGGUUGCCUCAUUUUCAGUCCCUGGGAAAAUCAUGUGUUACACAAGAACUCUUGGGCGUAUAUGGGCACACAAGGCAGAAGAUGGAGAUGGGCUAAAUCAUGCCUGAUCCGAUGGAUGAUCAUCUGUGAUAAAAUGACUGGCUUUGUGGAUGAGAAGAGAGCAGUAGAUGAUGUUGGCCUGGAUGUACAUGAGCAAGGCUUCAACAGACACUGUGAGGAAAGGCAGCAAGCUGGACUGGAGGAGGGCAACUUUGAGGUGUCUGCUCUACCUACAAGGAGGUUACCAGGGGCCAGGCAUUUUUGUCAGUGGUGGCUUAAGUAGAAACAGGAGACUUUCCAGAUAGAGAAAGCCAGCUUGGGGAAUUUCCAUAGCAGGGUAACUAAGUACUGGGACAGGCUGCCUGGAGAGGCUGUGCCUUCUUUGCCCUUUGUGGAAUUCAAACCCUGGCUACAUAAAGCCCUGAGCAACUGUGUCUGAUCCCACAACUCAGCCUGCCUUGGGCAGGGGUUUGGACUGGAGACUGCUGCACUCCACACCAGUCCAUAUAACUGUUUUCCUAUGUUCUUCCAGCAGUUAUACAGUUACAAAACCACUCCAAAGGAAUGAGAGCUGAAGAAAAAUAUUUCCAGAGUCAGAUAACCCAUUUCUUAUAAACCACGUUUUAAAUAAUACCUAUAUGUAAUACCUGAGGUUUGCUGUAACUCAUUUUUCCUGUUGCACACACCCACUUUGACACCCCCCUUUAAAUAUUAGUCCCCACAAAGUCCCAACAUAUUGUUCAUUUUUCACCUGUUAUUUUUAAUUUAGUAUCCCUUUCCCAAGAAGACUGCCAUAUCUCUGUGGUGGGGGAAAAAAAGUUUUCCCCCUGAAGUUAUAAAAUGGUAAACCCCCAGGGGGUGGCUACCCUUGAGGUUGAGCCAAUGAGCACUUCUGCAAAAUAUAAACAUAUCACCCAGACUGGAAAAGAAGGGUUGUAGUAGCUGUUGUUGUUGAAGUGGCCAUGUUUCUGAGGCCACAAGGAGAAGGGGCAGGAGCCCCCCUUGGGGGCUAUGGCCCCCCCCCCCCCCCAGCCCCAGGCUGGGGGGCUACAGGGACUUGGAACAGUGUUAAACUGGACUGAGGUCUGUAGCUGAGAAGCUGGGAGUUUUUCUCUUCCACCGGAGCAAUGGCAGAGGCAGCAGCAUACAGAGGACAGUGGCAGAUAGCCAAGAGAUAAGAGAGAAGCAGCAGAGACAGCAUGCAGCCAAGGAAGACACAGAGUUGUCUGAGAGAGAGAGCCAGCAGCAGAGAGAGAAGUAAGCUCUACAGAGAGAGAGAGAGUUUGGGUAAGAACUGAAACAAACUCCCCAAACCCUUCUGAGACCUCCUAGAAAGGAGGAGGAGACAGACUCUUACUUGAGAAGAGUCUUGGAGUGCUACAGCACUGAAAAGAGAGAGCUGAGAAGCUUGGGCAUCCUGGAACUGGAGUGGGAUGGCCGAAGGAAUGCAGAGGGGGGCUUCGCCCCCCCGCUGCUGUUAAGCAGAGCACAGGAGCUCUGUAAGGGAAUUUGAAUCCCCUGAGGAUAGGGGCCGUCACGAAGACCCCUGCACUUUGUGAUAUGACGUGGUGAAGUGACCUUUGUCCUGGUGAACACAGCCCACGGAAGAGAAGACCCUCGCUUGGAGUUGAAGGGCCGAGAGGGGCUUGGAUACCCCCUCGUGUGUACUGGCAGAGAUCGAGCUACAGCUGCUGCAUGAAAGAAGAGAGCCUGCUGCCCUAGAGACACUGUUGCUCUGAGAGUAGAAAGGAUCUCUUCCUCCUUCCCUCCUGGACUUUUAUUUGGAGAGAGAAGAGAUUUGAUCCAUUGUAAAUACUGUUUUAUCAUGGUAAAGAUAGUUGAGAUUGUGUGUGUAAUGUAUUAUAAUAUUCAUUUGUACAGACUACAGUCAUUGUAAUAUAAUCCUUUGCCCCCCCA
Molecule: messenger RNA, 12927 nt
Organism: Pseudopipra pipra
Lineage: Eukaryota; Metazoa; Chordata; Aves; Passeriformes; Pipridae
Gene: GCNT1
Product: glucosaminyl (N-acetyl) transferase 1
Exons: 2
Coding region: 911-2248 (445 amino acids)
Cellular component (GO): membrane
Molecular function (GO): beta-1,3-galactosyl-O-glycosyl-glycoprotein beta-1,6-N-acetylglucosaminyltransferase activity
Source: RefSeq, a predicted model, not a curated record